AUGUCGUCUAUGCCUCGUAUGGAGGGGACGGCCGGCCAGCACCUAAGCUGGAGUGCUCUGGCACUCAAGAGUUUGGUGGUGCUGCUUUGUCCACUCGUUGUCUUCCGGUUUAUCUUCGUGGAUGUCUGGGGCGGCCUGAAUGACGCAGCGGUUCCGAUCCUGGGUCUCUACCUCUUGCGAGAGGGGGAUCAGAACUUCUUCGCUUGCUACGAGCGCCUCAGCAAGAUCUGGUUGUUCAACGAAUGCUGCGGGAUGCAGAAGGACGUGACCUUUGUCAGCGCCCUGGUUGUCUUUAUUCUUGUUAGCCUGGUGUGCGCGGCGAACGAUGCGUACCUCCUUCUCUGCCGAGACCCCAGCAUCUCCGGCUGGCACGAACUGGUGGCCGGCAACGGCCUGCUGAAUGUCUUCGGUGCUUCUCUGGCCAUACACAUGUGGAGAGUGCUGCACGGCAAGGCCGGCUUUCAGACGAAGCGCCAAAGUGCGGUAACUUUCGAG
Symbiodinium necroappetens is the source of this 495-nucleotide messenger RNA. NCBI's taxonomy places the organism in Eukaryota, Dinophyceae, Suessiales, Symbiodiniaceae. The record is from the annotation of a GenBank genome assembly.